GAAAAUGGUAAGGAAUGAGAAUGAAGCCUUAUGUUUAUAUCAGACUUGUGUAAUUUUCAGAGUGUUUUCGCAUCUUAUCCAAGCACCAGGAAGGGAGCAGGAUGCUCUCACUCAUUACCCUCAUUUUAGAGAUGAGGAACUUUAGGUCUAAGUGAGAGACACAAUGUGGUGAAAGAGGCUCCCUUCAUACCUGUGUGUCUCCGAGUCGUUGAACUUCUCUGAGCCUCAGUCCCCUCUUGUGUCUGUUAGCUUUGCUGUGUAACAAACCACUCAAAAGUUUAUUCACUCAAAGGAAAGGUAUUUAUUGUUUCUCAGGAGACUCUGUGGCUUGGCUAGGCCGUUGCUCUGGUCUGUGCCGGCCUGGCUGACCUUUGCUGGGCUUGUUCGUGUGUCUCAGGUCUUCUGGGUGACUUGGCGGGAUGGUUGAGAAUGGCCGCCCUUGCAUGUCUGGUGGUCGACUCCAUGUCUCCUGGGGCAUUGGUGGUGAUUCGGCCACCUGUCUCUUGCUGUCCAGCAGGCUGGUGGGGUUUGUUCACAUGGUGGCAGAAGGGUCCCAAGCAUGGCAAGGACAGACAAACCCCAACGUGCAAGCAGUUUUCAAGUCUCUGCAUGUGUCAUGUGUGCUGUGCACCCACUGGCCAGAGCAUCACAAGGCCAAGCCCAGGGUCAGUGUGGGAGGGGACCACCCAAGAGUGGGGUAUAGUUGUGGUUAUUUUUGCAACAGUCUCCCACACCUGGUCUGUGGGCAGGUAUUAAUACCUACUGCACGGGGUUGGUGUUAAUGCAUGUAAGGUUCUUGAGUAAUGAGCAUCUUGCACAGCAAAUGUCUCGAUGAGUGUUCCCCUCUUCCCUCCCCAGGAAACUUGCCAAAGGUCGUAGACUAGACCCUGACUUCCUGACUUCUGGUGAAAUGCUUUUUCCAGAUCACCAUAUGUCAGGAAACAGGAGAGCCGAUAAUCCCCCUUGAAUCACCUGACCCUUCGCUGGCGCAAGACCUAGGGACCAGACAGCAGCUCCAGCCCUGCCUCGUCCUUCUUUCCAAAUGCAGUCACCAUGUAUUUCAAGAGUCUGUCUUUCUCCCCAGAGAGCUGUCUUGUCAGUGCAUCCGUGGACGUGGUCCCACAGAACACCAGCUAAUUCCCUCAGUGCCCUGGGGCCUGUCGUCGCUGCCUGCCUCAUUUGUCCCUGCUCAGCCUCCUACACGGCAGCUCCCACGUGAUCGUUCACAACCUGCUCAGGAAAGGCACCCUCCCCGGGCACACACGUCUCACAAAAUAAAGGCAGGAGAGGGAGAAGCUUCCGUCGCUGUCUCAGCCUGUUAAAGAGGCUCAUUAAGUUCCCCUUCUUUCUGGCUGUAUUUUUGGCCACUGUCUCUCCAGUUUCUGCUUUUCCCAUUUCCUUUAGGAACUGAGUAUAGGCUUUUGGACCUUUUUUCUCAGUUUAAAUGCCUCUGGUUGGUUUGCUCACCUGCCUCACUUCACUCUGUCCCUCAAGAUAAUCACGGGGCCAUCCCUCCUUCCCUGGCCCCUCCAAUCCCCUUUCCCGUGUCUGUGUGCAGCUCUCAGGCUGUGACUGUGUUUGCAGGUCCUUUCAAGGGCCUAGCCAUCUGCUGUGCCUCAGACCAAGACUCAGGGGGGAGUUCUAGGCAGCUCCGAGCCUCGUCUGUCUUACUUUUUCCUUCUCGCCUGACUCAUUUUCCCAGUUUCUCCAGAAUUAUUUUCUUGGACUAUCAUUCCCUCUUGGGGCUGUUGUCCCAACAGAGUUGAACAUUCCAAGGAGAGAGCACAUCCUCAGCCAACCCUGCCCCACUCAGAACCAGCCGUCCUUGUCUUCCGCUCCCUCGUUGAGGGCCUGCGCCGUGCUCUCCACCAUCAGUGCCAACACCCACAGAAACCCUGUGAAUUAGGAAUCAUGAUUGCUGAGUUACAAAUGGAGAGACUGAGGCACAGGGAAAUUAAAUAAUUUGCCCAGAAUCACAGAGGGAGGAGAUGACCAAGGCAGGACUCUAAUCUAGCCAGGUUGGCUCUGCGUUGGGUUAUCUGAUCUGAAGUUCAUUUUGAGCAGAGACAGUGCUCCUGAUGAAUUCUCACCCUGGCUUAGUGCCCGGAAUUCUGAGCUCCUGCGUACCUGUCACCAGGUGGAAUUAAGAGGAGCAGAGCUUACUGGGAGUGCAGGUCUCCCAGCAUAUCAGGUCAGGCACCCUUGUUCAAGGUCCUGCCUUCCUCUUGCACUGGGAGAAAGAGAGGGAUGCAGGGUGGCGGGUGCAGGCACGCAGCACAGUGGAUGUGUGUGUGUGCGCGUGUGUGUGCGCGCGCGUGUGUGUGUGCGCGCGAUACCCCAUAGUGCUGGCUUAGGAAAGCACGGACUAAACCUGUCAUCCUGGAUAGCUGCUCAGGCUCCAGACGCCUUUGGUUCCCCUCGGUCUCCCUUGUGGAAGAUUUUGCCUUUGAAUCUGCAGUUUCUUAUUUGAUGCUAUUAUUGUAUUUGUGCUCUGGACCUGCUCCAAGAGGCCGCUCGGUAAAUCAGUGCAUUUCUACUGAAUUGAGGCAAUAAGCAGAUAAAUAAUGCAACCUCUCCUUUAGGAGAGUUCUUUGCCUUCUGGGUCAUAAAUCUGCUCUCUACUUAACUUUAGACAAAUAUCUCCUCUCUGACUUGGCCUGUCCCUGUAAUCCGGGCGGCUGCAGGGUGGACCAGGAGGCCUAAGACUACAGCCAGGUUCAGCUUGCAAAACUAACAGAGAGCAAGUGCUCUCAUUUACUGAAACUGCUGGGGGAAAGCAGGUUGGGAAACAAUUGUGUGGGUAAAUGGGACUUAUUUGGAAUCUUCUGGGUGCUGGAGGAGUGUUUACUCCUUAUCCGUCUGGAGUCCAGGUAUCUGCCACAGGACCUCUGGAACCCAAAGGGAACCAUCCUGGGGAUCAGCACCAGUGCCUCCUUCUGUCUCCCGUGGCGGUUCUGACAUAACUGCCCACAGGCCCUGCGGCUCCCUCGGCAUUGAGGCUCGUAGACUCAAGCCUUCGUGUGUCUGGCCGGCUUCGUUUAGCUCGUUGGUGAUGACUGUACUUCCCUAAGCACAGAGUCCCCUGACAAUCAUGUGGCACCGGCCGCAGGAGAGAUUAGACAGGCAAGUGGGAUGAGCUCAGCCCCAGUAUGUCAUCACCCAUAGGGGAAAAGCAUCCAAAAUGUGCCCCAGGGAACACCAUCAUUCCACCUUCUCUGUACCCUGCCCUUUCUCUCCAUCCCUUCAGCUUCUCUCACCUGGGCCUUGUCAGCAGUCUCCCAACUGGUCCUCUAAUCCUCUGCAAGAAUGCCCUGGGUGAAAUCACAUUUGACCAAGUCUCGCCCUUGUGUAAAGCCCUUCGAUGCCCCUGUUACCUAGACAGUGAAGUGGAAGCUUGUUGGCAUGCACACAAGUUGCUUCAUGACCUGGCUUUGCUGGCCUGCCAAUUGUAUCUUUUUCUCCCCCUCUCCUUCUCCACUACACUUUCAGUUCCAGCCGUAUCAACUGCGUUUACAGAACCCUGAGUUACUGUGGAAUUGCACAGCUCCGUGCCUCUGCACGUUCUCUGAUGUCUAACUAGAACCUGUCCUGGCUCUCUAUUGCUGCAUAACAAACCACCCAAAACCUAGUGGCUUAAAACAGCCAUGAUUAUUAACAGAGGCUCAGCUGGGUGGUUCUCACUUGGGGUCCCUCCUCUUGUUGACAUCAGGUGGUGGCUGAGGCCACAGCCGUCUGAAGGCUCUUCCACUCCUGCCUGCACUGGGCUGGGCUGGCCGGGCAUCGCUCCACUCUCUCCACGUGACCUCUCUCUGCUACUUGGGCUUCCUCACAGCGUGGCAGUCUCAGGGAAGCUGGACUCCUCACACGGAUUCCGGCUUCCCACUGGGUGUGCCUUCUAAGAGACCCAGCUGGAACCUACAGGCUUCUUAUGACCUAGCCUUGGAAUUCUCUCAGCAUCGUUUCCGCCAUUUUUUUGGGGUCAAAGCAGUCACAGGCCAGCCCAGAUUCAGAGGGGUGAGGAAAUAGACCACAGCUCUCAAUGUGGGCUUCCCUUGCCUGUCUAGAGGGGUAGGAAUUGAUGGUGCCAUCUUGGAGAUAAACAGCUACAAUGUCUUUCACCCUCUUGUUCUCCUGGAAAACUGCUAUUUGUUCAUUUAACGCCCAGCCAAAUGUUGCUUUUGUAAAGUCAUCCCUCUCCUACCGAGGCAGAAUUAACCUCCAAGUCCAAGAAAGUCAUUCUGGAGAAACGGGGAAAAUGAGUCAGGAGUGAGGACUGCUCCUUGAUGUGCCUCUGUUACCGUCCUCUCACACUGCACUUACUUGUUGGUGUUUCUCCUUCUUGACCGUACAUUUUUUGAGGGCAGGGCUAUUCCUGAUCCAUCUCUGUGUCGUUGGGGGCCAGCUUAGCACCAACACAUAGGUGCUCAAGAAAUAGUGGUUGAGGUAAGUAAACUGAGUUACUGCUGUUUUGUAAUUUUGCCCCCGGGCUGUUACCCUGAGAACCAAGCAGUCAGUCUGCCACACAGAGUAGGUGGAGCCCCUCCUGUUAUCCAGCAAAUCGGCUUCCGUUAUGGGCUUCAGUUCUCCGUGUUUUGGGCUUCCACAACGAUAAUAACUACAGUAUCGAGCAUGUAUGGAAUGUUUAUCAUGUGCCAGGCAUUGUUCUAAGCACUUUAUAUGUAUUAAUUAAUCAGUCCUCCCAAUAGUCUCAUCUUACCACCUGUUAUUAUUCCUGUCUUACAGAUGAGGGGACACAGGGAGGUCACAGAGCUCAGACAAAGAGCAGGCUCGAGUCCGUAUUCUUUGGCUCUGUGCUCUCCACGAACGUCCUCUCCUGAGCUCAGCAUUUUCAGAGCAUGUUUAGUGGAAUGUCACAGCGAUAAUAAGGGGUGUCACGUGAGGAACAUCGAAGGAGCAAACACUUUUCAACCUGAAGAGGAGGCUACUAGGAUUCAGAUAAGCAAAGGGCUGACUUGUCAUCAGCGUCCUCUGUUGGAGGCAAGAUCAGUGGGGCCUUGGCGUGAUGGAGAACUUCCUCAUCACCGUGUCCCCACGAGUUUGGGCUGCCCUGAAAAGUCAUGAGUCCCACGUCUCUUGGAGGAUCCAAAGACCAGACCUCUCAGGGGGAUGAAGAGAAAGAGCCUCCCAAGAGCCACCCCUACUCCGUGGAGACCCCAUAUGGCUUUCACUUAGACCUGGACUUCCUCAAGUAUGUGGAUGACAUCGAGAAGGGCCACACCAUCAAAAGGAUUCCCAUCCACAGAAGGGCCAAGCAGGCCAAGUUUAGCACCUUGCCCCGAAACUUCAGCCUUCCCGACAGUGGGGCGCGCCCCCACACUGCUCUUCCUCUUCCCCGCCAGAACUGGUCCCCAGUGGUGCCGAGGAAGGGGUCGCUCGGGACAGAGGGGCGAGCCCAGUCCCUGCCGCCCGGGGGUCACCCCCGAGCCCCCGCCAGCGGGAGUGAGGUGAGCUUCCGCAGGAAGGCCCUGUUGGCCGAGACUGCCAGACAGCUGGAGGCCGCGGCUCCGGGGGAGGCUGAGCUCGCCCCCGGGAGUGGACGGCCCCAGCUUCUGAGAGCGUCCAGCAUGCCAGCCACGCUGCCGCAAAACAGGGCCUCGGAGGACCCAAGCCUAAAGUCAGGUGCCCCCAUGCCUCCCGCACUUCCUCCGCUUCAGGGCGAGGGCAGUGUCUGUGACGGCUCCUUUGGCCCUGCAGAAGGAUUUGCAGGUUUUCAGAGCUCCACCCCACGAGCAGCGGCUCAGCCCAAGGUCAGAGAGUUUAGAGACCUGGUGCCGGGGGUCCCAGAGCAGGUCCGGGAGGGGACUGAGUCUCCAGGGGGUGAAGAAGAGGCUCCAAGUCACCUCUCUCCCCCAAGUCCUCCCUUCUCAUCCCAGAAUGCACUUUUACUUCUGGAGGAUGCCGAAGACGAACACGAAGCCAGAGAAGCAGAGAUGGAGGUCACCCCUGGCUCCCCAACACCAAGCCCCCCACCUCUGCCAUCACCCACCCCUGAGAAUGAGCUCCCCCUGGAGGAAAUUGAGCUCAACAUCAGCGAGAUCCCCCCGCCGCCACCUGUAGAGGUGGACGUGAGGAGCAUCGGCGUCCGGGUCACAGAGGAAAGCCUGGGUCUCGCCACCCUGGACCCCGGCAGUGUCUCCGGCCUGCAGCAGCAGCUCUCGGACCUUGAGGGUGAGUUGUCUGCAAGAACUGAGGAGCUGGCCCGGGUCAGAGCUGCCCUCCAGCAGCAGGAGGAGGAGUUCAAGGCCCGGGGGCACAGGAUUCAGGAGCUGGAGCACACCGUGGCUCAACUGGCAGCAAAGCUUAGCCAGGAGGACACCAAAGACACGCGGGGCCAGACUGACGCCAUGGUCAACACUGACCCUCUCCACAGACUCCUGGCCAGGGAGUUGUGUGACAAGAGCAUUGGGGUCAACCUUGUGGGCAGCAUGGGAUCCGAAGGCGGGGGGGCCAGAGGAGAGGAGAAUGGCCUUCUGUGGGGACAGGACAAUCACAAAUGCAGGGAUCUGAGCCCAGCAGGAUUGGUGCCACCGCCCCAGCUGUCACUGCUGCAGGGACCCAAGAUGGUCCUCAACCCCUCUUUACAUAGCUGCCUCUCCACUGAGCUCCGGAUCGAAGAAGCAGGCUCUGAGCAGCGGGGAGACCCUCAGGGGGGAGCCCGGGGUCUGGGUAGGGGAGCAGGAGGCUCUUCAUGGAGCGGCGACAGAAAGGCGCCCCCAGCAGGGAGGGAGGAGGCAGGUUCAGAGCUCCCGGGGAGGGAGCGCCUGGGAAGGCCGCCCGGCUCACCUGCAGAUGCCACUCUUGGGCAAUACGUGAAGAAGAUCCAGGAGCUGCUGCAGGAGCAGUGGAGCUGCCUGGCGCACGGGUACCCGGAGCUGGCCAGCGCCCUCAAGCAGCCCGCCUCCAAGCUCAGCAGCACCCAGACCCAGCUCCUGAGCUCCCUCAGCCUGCUGCUGUCUGCCUGCUCCGCCCAGGCUCCAGCCCAGAAGGAGCCCCCGGCCCCCGGCGCCUCCCCACCCAGGGAGAUCUCCCCGUCGACCAGCCUUAAAUCCAUAAUGAAAAAGAAAGACUAUGGCUUCCGUGCAGGAGGUAAUGGGACCAAAAAGAACCUUCAGUUUGUUGGGGUUAACGGUGGCUACGAGACCACCUCGAGCGAGGAGACCAGUGGUGAGGACAGCUCCCCAGAGGACCUGUCUGACAGCGAGGCUGAGAAGAAAUGUGAGGGCCUGGAAUACAGGCGGGGCAAGGAUGCCCACCCCAGCAGCAAAGCGGGGCAGGGUGUCCCUGAGGGCACUGGCAGCGCAGGCCAGGAGAGUGGGCCUGGGGAAGAGCUCCCCCGCCCCAAGGCUGAGAGAUAUAAACCCUCAGAAGAGUUCCUUAAUGCAUGCCGGGCGUUGAGCCAACAUCUGCCAGAAACUGCGACCACCACCGACCAACUCUUGAGGCAGAGCCUGAACACCAUCAGGCAAGAGUGGUUCCGCAUCUCCAGCCGGAAGUCGUCUAGCCCUGCUGUGGUGGCCGCCUACCUCAACGGGGUCCAGCCUCAUUCCCAACACGUCCUCAAGCUGCUUGUCAACCUGGCUGAUGGCAACGGGAACACAGCCCUUCACUACAGCGUGUCUCACUCCAACUUCCCUGUCGUGAAGCUGCUGCUGGAGACAGGUGUCUGCAGUGUGGACCAUCAGAACAAAGCUGGCUAUACCGCCGUGAUGAUCACUCCCCUGGCUUCUGCAGAGAGCCAUGAAGACAUGGCUGUUGUCCGGAAGCUCUUAAGAGAAGGAAAUGUGAACAUCCAAGCCACUCAGGGAGGCCAGACGGCGCUGAUGCUGGGAGUCAGCCACGACAGGGAGGACAUGGUCCAGGCGCUGCUCAGCUGCCAGGCAGACGUCAACCUGCAGGACCACGAGGGGUCAUCGGCCCUCAUGCUGGCCUGUCGCCAUGGCAACGCUGACAUGGUGCGGCUGCUCCUGGCACACCCGGCCUGCGACAGCAGCCUGACUGACAAGGCUGGCCGAACAGCUUUGUCCAUCGUCCUGACAUCACCCGCCCACGUGGAAAUUGCAGGGCUUCUGCGUGCCCACGCGGAGCAGGGCAGGUCCCUGGGGCCGUAGGGGCUGCGGAAGAGCUGGCAGCGGGAACAAAGGGCUCCCUCUCUGGAUCCUCCCUCGCCCUUGGAGAGGGCAUGGGUCAGAGCCCGAGGGCCGCCCCUCAAGAGAAGGAACUAUGUCAAAUAUGCACAUACAUUCCUGCCGUAUAAUUCUGCUCAUUAAGAUGCUUUGUAGUUUUGCCUUAGGCCAAGCCCCCAAACUCCGCGGCUGCAGAGCAGGGUGCAAGGCGCAGGGUGCACUGAUGUCUCAGCGUCCCAAACAUCCCAGCCUUGAGUUCCUCGUGCCUCCACCCUGUGUAGCGCCGUGUAGCAGGCAGGCAGGAGCACAUUAGCACAGCAAUACUUUUUACAUGGAAUUUUUAAGUGCACCAUCCUUUUGUUUUUUAAUCAACUGUAUAUGAAUUUGUCCGUGGAAUAUGCAUGUCUAGAGAGGAUGGCAGUUACGCAGCCGCCCUGGCGAUCAUCCUCUAGAGGACCCCAGGAGAAUCACCACGCGGACGGGUGAGACUGAACAAGCCCCCUUUGGGGCCCUUGUUUAGUUGGAGUUGACAGAGAAGUCUUAAAUUCCGUCAAGAUAGAUAGGAAGAAGCACGUUGGCGUCAGUGCCAGAUACAGUCUCGACUGUUUCCGAGUCUUCGAGUGGCUCCAGUUUGCUCUAGGGAAAUUGGAAUUAGGAAAUUCAGUGCAGUGAUGCACACCAGUGGUGUCUAGGCAGAGUCCAGUUAGACGUCUGCUCUCCUGAAUCUGUGAAACAAAUCGAUCAGAGUGAGCAUCCUCCUGGGUGGGUUACUGUCAUCCAGAAGCCCCCGCAUUUCCUCCAUGGCUGUACCCAUGGCCUCAUGGUAAUCCCCCUCCUUUCCUCUCCUAGCCCUUAUGAGCCAACUGUGAGGCUCACCUCCCCCAGGCUCUGAGGUUUCCAAGGCUGCUAAUUGCAGAACCUGUGGGCCUGGGCUGCAGCAGGAGUGUGGGGCCCCUGGCAGGGCAGGGCAGGGCCCACCCUGGGCUGAUGUCUCUCUCCAAGGCACAGUUCUUUCUUAAACUUCCAUAAUCCCAGGAGACCACACGUGCCCGGCUCAUAUUCAGUAAGUCACUCAAGGUUAUCUAUGAAUUUGUUCUUUCUUAAGUCUCUUAUGCAAAAAAUCUCCCUUCUAUAAAAAGGAGAGACAUCUAAGUUCGGUGAGCCUCACAUUAAAACCCCAUUUUGACUCAGAUACCGAUUUGCUUGGUGCCCCCUGGGUGAGUUACAGAACCUUCUUGGGCCCCAAUUUCAUCAUCUCUGAAAACGGAAAUCACCCUACAACCUACUUCCUGGGGGUGUUGUGCAGGAAACAGCUGAUGGAAGUUUUGGAAUCCAAUUUAAUGCACAAAGACCGUCUACAGAGAUGGCGCGGGAACUUCCGUAUUCCGUCGUAAUUCACAAGAGAGGCUCAGAGGCCCAGAGCAGGACGCUGACGCCGGACGGCGUGACUCAGGGGUGGAGACAAUGGAGCAAAUAAUGAGCUAAAAAUGCUUUAAAUGGGUUUAUUUUGACCUCAAAGCACAUUUUAAAAGCAAAAGCCUACAUUAAUAAAUGUUCUAGCCCAGUGCUUCUCCAACUUUGAUGUGCGUACAAAUCACCUGGAGAUCUUGCUAGAACACAGUAGGGCUGCGGGAGGGAGGGCCUGAGAUUGCAUUUCUAACCAGUUCCCGGGGAUGCUGAUGCAGCUGGGCACCCCACACCUGGAGUGCAAGGCUCUGGCCUGUCAUGACUGUGUAUUAAAAUCCUGCCUCUCACUCUUUUGUCUCAAAGUCUC
This is a messenger RNA of Diceros bicornis minor, 9918 nucleotides long. It is a transcript of the gene KANK4, whose product is annotated as KN motif and ankyrin repeat domains 4. The record is from RefSeq and is a predicted model, not a curated record. Gene Ontology annotation, cellular component: cytoplasm; cytoskeleton. Lineage: Eukaryota; Metazoa; Chordata; Mammalia; Perissodactyla; Rhinocerotidae. Gene Ontology annotation, molecular function: protein binding. The transcript has 9 exons. Bases 5079 to 8129 code for a protein of 1016 amino acids. Gene Ontology annotation, biological process: negative regulation of actin filament polymerization.